AUGGGCAAUGAUUCUGCAGCCAACACUCCCACCGCCGACUCAACCGGCUCUGCGCCUAUGCGUCCCGGAGGCGCCCCGGCUCGCGUGUACAUGAACGAGCGAAUCGUGCCGUAUCUGCUAGAUGGGAUGAAGGUUGUUGCGAAAGAGCAACCGUCGAACCCGCUCCGCGUACUAGGCGAAUACCUAAUCCAAAAGAGCAACGAGGUCGAAGGCGGUGCCGGCGCAAACAAGACGCCCGAGUAA
Molecule: messenger RNA, 243 nt
Organism: Aspergillus melleus
Lineage: Eukaryota; Fungi; Ascomycota; Eurotiomycetes; Eurotiales; Aspergillaceae
Gene: SDC1
Product: DPY30/SDC1 family protein
Exons: 2
Coding region: 1-243 (80 amino acids)
Source: RefSeq, a predicted model, not a curated record